CAGGGAGCAUAAGAAACUAGCCGUUGCAGCUUGCCACGACUAACGACCUCUUCCUCUCCUUAACGUUCGAAUUCCACAAACGCAUUUUUUUUUCCUCGCGCUUUAUAUCCCUGCUCCUUCUUCGCUUUCUCUUCUAUCCUCACCGGCGUGCGAUUGAAUUCGGCUGAGAAAAGCGCAGUAAUGGCUACUCCAGCAAAAAGAUACCCAGCCCCCAGAUGCCAACCGUCGGGAUUCAGGAAGCUCUCAACUCAAGGCCGAAGACCGUUGUUGAAGCCUCGCGAAACAAAGAAGCUCGCGAAGGGGAUCGAGUUGUCCCCAAAGGGCGCUUGUUUUUUCACUCCGGAGAAGAAGAAGAGUUCUGCAACUCUUGAAAAGGGGGAAUUGGAAACAGGAGGUGCGGGUUUGGAGGAUAAGGAGUUGGCGGGGAGGUCGAAAGCGAAUGCUUUAAGGCGAUCCAUACUGGAAGAGGCGAUGAACAGCCUGCCUGCGCAUGGGGCAGGGCGCGUCAUGUACAUAGUCAAGACUUUCGAUUGGCUUCAGUCGAUUCCAACGGAAGCAGAGGAAGAAGAGGAAAAGAGAAAGGUGAAGAAUUGGGCAUUGCCCGGGUUGGAGUUUCGUCCGAAGGCCAAGUUGAGUGAUCUAUCACCUUUGCCUGUAUCAUGUUCGGCAGAAUGGAUAGCUGAAGAACGAGGUUCAGCAGAGGACUCAUUGGUGAAGAACAAGGAUAAAAGAGCAAGCAGUGGAACCCAUGAAUCUGGUGAAGGGCAAAGGAGCAACCAAAAUAGCAAGGCUUUAUCAAAAAGAAGCAGGAACACUAGACCUAAAGUGGAAAGUCCACCGCCUUCCAAAUUAAGGACAAGGUUUCCAACUGCAAAAGCUUCCUUGAGCAAAUCAAAAUGGAAAAAGAAAGACACCUGAAGAUGAAAGAUGACAACGAAGCCAGAAGACAUCCAAAAGUAUUUGUACCAGGUGCCUUAAAACUCUGAACCAAUGAAGGUCUUUCAACUAUGUUGAUUCUCACAAGAAGAUUGGGAAAUCCUUAAAGAUCAAAAUUAGUUUGCUCCACGUAUUGAAGUCCUGGGAUUAUGAAACAACACGAUGUAUAUGACCUUUUUUUUUGGGGUUUUCUGUUUAAAGUCAUUGAAAAUGACAGAUAUUUUGUUUUGAUAAAUUUCUUGGUAGCAUUUCACCAAAAGAAUUUUGCUUAUCAAGCUGCCCAACAGUGGAAUUUAACAAUUUAAUACUU
This is a messenger RNA of Zingiber officinale, 1246 nucleotides long. RefSeq lists its product as uncharacterized. Bases 181 to 918 code for a protein of 245 amino acids. The record is from RefSeq and is a predicted model, not a curated record. The transcript has 6 exons. NCBI's taxonomy places the organism in Eukaryota, Viridiplantae, Streptophyta, Magnoliopsida, Zingiberales, Zingiberaceae.